ACUUUCAUUGGAAAGCGGUGCGAGAGCAGCGACAUCAAGCGGAGGAUCCGGGAACCAGUCAAGGAAUGCCCAUUGUUGAUCUCUCAUUCGUCACCACUCGCCCCCUUCCGUGAGCCGUCCCGGAAUAACACGAGCUAAUGACGAAUGGAGCUGUCAUAGAAAGCACAUUCCUGACCAACUCGUUUUAUUCCGGGACAGGUUACCGAAACAGGCGAGUGUUGACGAAUGUGACGAGUUCAUAUCAAAGCCAGCGAAAAACGGCCAAGAUGCUAGAAUGUGUGUUCAACCUCUGGCCCGAGUCUCUCAUCACUCAGGCCAUCAUCGUGGGGAUCACUGCCGGCUUCAUCACCUACCAUAUCUUCAAGAAGCGUCCCGCCUUGCCUCCUGGACCAAGGGGGUGGCCGUUUAUUGGAAAUUUGCGCGAAAUACAAAAGGGUGACCCCUUGGAACUUUUUAGCACAUGGAUAGAAAAAUAUGGUCCUGUAAUCACGGUAAAAUUUGGCACUUGGAAAGUUGUCAUUCUUGGCAGAAUAGAUGUUGUGAUGGAGGCACUCGUACAGAAACAAGAAGCUUUUGCUGGGAGACCCCAGACAUAUUCAGGUGACGCAUUCACUGCGGGUUCUAAGGAUAUAGUAAACGGUCAAUACGGCCCAAGGUGGAAGCUGCACAGAAAGCUCGCCUCCAAGGCUCUCAGACAGUAUAUGACAAGUGAUAACCUCCCCAGGAAGAUAUCCCAGUCUCUCAACAUCUCAACUGCGCUUAUGCUUGAAGAACAUGGACCGAUUGAUCCUCUUCCUUUCAUUUCACUAGCAGUCUUUAACAUCCUGUAUGGAAUGUGCUUUGACAAACUCUGUGCUGACACAAAGGAUGAAACCUUCACCUUUCUGAUGGACAGUUUGAAGGGACUCGUGGAAAACUUUGGCAGUGGAUUCUUAGAAGACUUCAUACCUCUUCUACGAUAUUGCCCUACGGCAAAAUUCAGACGACAACUGAAAUAUAUAGCAGCUCUGACUGAACAUAUAAAGAAGGAGAUGGAGGAACACAAGGAAACGUUUGUUUAUGGACAGUCACGGGAUUUCGCGGAUGCCAUGUUGGCGGCCCAGAAAGAGGCAAUAGAUGAAGAGGACCCUGCUCUUUUGUCUCAGAUUACUGACACCCAUGUUGUGCAGACAAUGGGGGAUGUGUUCUUCGCUGGUAUCGACACCACAAGGAACACCCUCCACUGGUGUCUCUUGGUGAUGGCUCUCAACCCUGACAUACAGAAGAAGGUGCAGGAGGAGGUGGACUCUGUUAUAGGUCGAGAUCUAAAUGUAAGUCUGUCUGACCGGAGCCGACUGCCCUACACUGAGGCUGUUUUGCACGAGACAAUGAGAAUACGAGGGAUUGCUCCAAUGGGUAUUCCACACGAGACACUCUACGAUACAUCAGUCGGUAAGAAGGUCUACGAUACAUCAGUCGGUAAGAAGGUCUACGAUACAUCAGUCGGUAAGAAGGUCUGCGAUACAUCAGUCGGUAAGAAGGUCUGCGAUACAUCAGUCGGUAAGAAGGUGUACGAUACAUCAGUCGGUAAGAAGGUCUACGAUACAUCAGUCGGUAAGAAGGUCUACGAUACAUCAGUCGGUAAGAAGGUCUACGAUACAUCAGUCGGUAAGAAGUUCUACGAUACAUCAGUUGGUAAGAAGGUCUACGAUACAUCAUUCGGUAAGAAGGUCUACGAUACAUCAGUCGGUAAGAAGGUCUACGAUACAUCAGUCGGUAAGAAGGUCUACGAUACAUCAGUCGGUAAGAAGGUCUGCGAUACAUCAGUCGGUAAGAAGGUCUACGAUACAUCAGUCGGUAAGAAGGUCUAUGAUACAUCAGUCGGUAAGAAGGUCUGCGAUACAUCAGUCGGUAAGAAGGUCUACCAUCCAUCAGUCGGUAAGAAGGUCUACGAUACAUCAGUCGGUAAGAAGGUCUACGAUACAUCAGUCGGUAAGAAGGUCUGCGAUACAUCAGUCGGUAAGAAAGUCUACGAUCCAUCAGUCGGUAAGAAGGUCUACCAUCCAUCAGUCGGUAAGAAGGUCUACGAUACAUCAGUCGGUAAGAAGGUCUACGAUACAUCAGUAGGUGAGAAGUUCUACGAUACAUCAGUCGGUAAGAAGGUCUACGAUACAUCAUUCGGUAAGAAGGUCUACGAUACAUCAUUCGGUAAGAAGGUCUACGAUACAUCAGUCGGUAAGAAGGUCUACGAUACAUCAGUCGGUAAGAAGGUCUACGAUACAUCAGUCGGUAAGAAGGUCUACGAUACAUCAGUCGGUAAGAAGGUCUGCGAUACAUCAGUCGGUAAGAAGGUCUACGAUACAUCAGUCGGUAAGAAGGUCUGCGAUACAUCAGUCGGUAAGAAGGUCUACGAUACAUCAGUCGGUAAGAAGGUCUACGAUACAUCAGUCGGUAAGAAGGUCUACGAUACAUCAGUCGGUAAGAAGGUCUACGAUACAUCAGUCGGUAAGAAGGUCUACGAUACAUCAGUCGGUAAGAAGGUCUACGAUACAUCAGUCGGUAAGAAAGUCUACGAUACAUCAGUCGGUAAGAAAGACUACGAUACAUCAGUCGGUAAGAAAGUCUACGAUACAUCAGUCGGUAAGAAGGUCUACGAUACAUCAGUCGGUAAGAAGGUCUACGAUACAUCAGUCGGUAAGAAGGUCUACGAUACAUCAGUCGGUAAGAAGGUCUACGAUACAUCAGUCGGUAAGAAAGUCUACGAUACAUCAGUCGGUAAGAAGGUCUACGAUACAUCAGUCGGUAAGAAGGUCUACGAUACAUCAGUCGGUAAGAAGGUCUACGAUACAUCAGUCGGUAAGAAGUUCUACGAUACAUCAGUUGGUAAGAAGGUCUACGAUACAUCAUUCGGUAAGAAGGUCUACGAUACAUCAGUCGGUAAGAAGGUCUACGAUACAUCAGUCGGUGGCUAUGAACUACCAAAAGGCACUGGAGUCAUGAUUUUCCACCAGGGUCUUCACUUUGAUCCUGACCAAUGGGAUAACGUCAAUGAAUUCAGACCGGAACGAUUCCUGGACGCUUCCGGGAAGAUGGCACCCAAACCAAAAAGCUGGCUUCCGUUUUCUGCUGGUCGACGAGUGUGUCUCGGAGAGAUCAUAGCAAGGCCUGACCUGCAUCUUGUUCUUGCGGGGAUGAUGCGAGCCUGCUCUGUAUCUCUCGCCCCAGGGGAGACAAACGACUUCAAGCCUGCAAUCCCCGGUUUUGCCUGCCUUCCCCGCAGUUACAAGGUUGUUGUUGAAUCACGAUCGUAAUAUUUCCCCAAAACAACUUUUCGAUAUUGAAAAAAAAUUGUCAUGGAUUUGUAUUAACUGUUUUCACACUUUAAUUACAUACGAUUAGCUGUCUUUAUAUUAUAAUUUUUGGUUUGGUUUGGUUUGUUGUUUAAACCCGCACUCAGCAAUAUUCCAGCUAUAUGACGGCGGUCUGUAAAUAAUCGAGUCUGGACCAGACAACCCCGUGAUUAAUAUCAUGAGCAUCGAUCCACGCAAUUGGGACCGAUGACGUGUAUAAACCAAGUCAGCGAGCCUGACCACCCGAUCCCGUUAGUCGCCUCCUACGACAAGCAUAGUCACCUUUUACGGCAAGCAUGGGUUGCUGAAGACCUAUUCUACCCCGGAUCUUCACGGGUUAUAUUAUAAUGUAGACUGUUCCCUGUAAUGAAUGUGAGGAUAGAAGAUGAUGCUCGAGGGAUGAAACAACGAGGAGGGGGCCACAAAAGAACUAAAUAAUGUAACAUCUUGAUGGAAAAAAAAAACAUCCCCCAAUUUACAGUUCUCUGUUUCUUUACACAAAUCAUUUAAUAGUUUUAAUAAACUAUAUUCCCAUAUGUACAUUAAUUAACCCUAUUCUAACUCUGCUUAAGUAUUGUGUAUUCCUGAGUGGAAAAGUAAAUACUAGUUCUGAUGUGUAUGAUGUCUAACUUGUUUGUAUAGUACAAUAUAUAUGCAUUUAUUGUCAGAGAAGUGACUAGAGACAAAAUACAGUGCAUUGUUAUUAGUUAUUAAAAGGAAUACAUUAUU
Haliotis rufescens (red abalone) is the source of this 4058-nucleotide messenger RNA. Its product is annotated as steroid 17-alpha-hydroxylase/17,20 lyase-like. The coding region runs from base 138 to 3290 and encodes 1050 amino acids. Lineage: Eukaryota; Metazoa; Mollusca; Gastropoda; Lepetellida; Haliotidae. Gene Ontology annotation, biological process: hormone biosynthetic process; progesterone metabolic process. The transcript has 12 exons. Gene Ontology annotation, molecular function: iron ion binding; steroid 17-alpha-monooxygenase activity; heme binding. The record is from RefSeq and is a predicted model, not a curated record.